This is a messenger RNA of Chrysoperla carnea, 5154 nucleotides long. It is a transcript of the gene Gcn2, whose product is annotated as eIF-2-alpha kinase GCN2. The record is from RefSeq and is a predicted model, not a curated record. The coding region runs from base 133 to 5154 and encodes 1673 amino acids. Gene Ontology annotation, molecular function: ATP binding; eukaryotic translation initiation factor 2alpha kinase activity; protein binding. Gene Ontology annotation, cellular component: cytosol. The transcript has 25 exons. Gene Ontology annotation, biological process: regulation of translational initiation by eIF2 alpha phosphorylation; DNA damage checkpoint signaling. Lineage: Eukaryota; Metazoa; Arthropoda; Insecta; Neuroptera; Chrysopidae.
GCGCACACAAUAUUUGUAUUUGAGGUUACAAUUUUGUAUAUAUUCUAUAUUCCACACAUUUAAAAUAAAACCAUAAAGUAAUAUAGUAGAAAUUUUCAAAAACAUUGUUAAAUUAAAAAUGUUGGCCUAAUUAUGUCUUAUGUUGAAACGAAUCAAGAGCGACAAGACAACGAAUUUCAAGUUUUACAGGCUAUAUUUGGAUCAGAUUUAGUUGAUUUACGUAAAAAAACAGCUUGGAAUCAAUGGACCCCAUUGGAAGUUCGUAUUACAUUAUUGCCGCAACAGGGCAGCUCAGGUCUACAAGAGAAUCACUCAAAAGUCGAUUUACACGUAAAAUGCGGAGAAGAAUAUCCUAAUGUUGAACCACAAAUAAUGCUAGAAAACAGCCGAGGCUUAUCAAACGAAUUAAUACGAUUAUUAAAGGAUGAAUUAAUAAAAUUAACAAAGGAACAAAAAGGUGAAGUGAUGAUUUUUGAAUUAACACAACAUGUAAAAACAUUUUUACAUUUACAUAGUUGUAAACAUGAGUACGAAAGCUUUUGGGAUGAAAUGUAUGGACGCCAGGAAAAACAAAAACAGCAGAUAUUACAAGCUAUGAAGAAAAAGGAAGAUCAAGAGAGACAAGAAAUGAAAAAUGAAAUACAACGGCGUAAAGAGAUGUUACGAUCUGAACCGAAAAUAAAACGUGAUCAGCGGCGUACAUCAGAGGGGGAUGCAUACAUGGUAAAUCCUGCUUUGGAGCGUACUCGUUCUUAUUCAAGAAAACGUUGCCAAAGUACUUCGGAGAGUAGUGACGGAUCACAUUGUGAACAUCGUGGCACAAAAUUAUUUUUGUUUACAAAUAAGGGAGAAAGACAAAUUUACAGGGGCCGGUGUAUAGGUCAUUCAGAACGUGGAAAUACCUUAUAUGCUGGUUUAGAUGUGACCACUGGUGAUAUGGUCACAGUAAACGAAUGGCAAUUUAAAAUCAAAACACACAGUCCUCGUGAUAUUGCAAGCCCACGUGACAUCAAUAACAAAUCUAAUUCUACAAAUUUUUUGGUAAAUGAUUUAUCACAGUGUAUGAAAUUUAUUGCAAACAUGGAACAUGAAUUGAAUUUUCUGACAAAAUUACGACAUCGUAAUCUUGUUAAUUAUUUAAAUAUCAAAUACGUUCAAGAAAAUGACAGUGUUAUGGUUUAUAUCCUACAGGAAUAUAUCAUUGGAAUUUCGGUAAAUUCAAUUUAUUUAAGUGAAAACUUUGCAAUGGAAUGUGACAUGUUGCGUUAUAUCGCUGAAGAAGUUUUAAAUGCAUUGGAUUUCUUACAUAAAAACAAUGUUUUACAUCGAGAUAUUAGAAGUUCAUGUGUUUUUAUUGAUAAAUUUGGUGUGAUUAAACUGUCAGAUUAUAGUUUAGAUCGACGAUUAUAUGAGUUUGGCAUACAUGUACAAAAUCAACAUAAAAAUUAUUCGAAGAAAACUGACGUUUACAAAUUUGGAUUAUUAUUGUUAUCUUUAAUGCGAGGUUAUUCAAUCGACGAGCACGACCAUGAAAAAUCACCAAAAAUUCCAGCUAAAUUACCAUUUGAAUUGCGUGAUUUUUUAAACAAAUGUCUCGCGCAAGAUGAACGUACCCGUUGGACAACAACUCAACUAUUAAAACAUAAUUUUAUUCGUGCGCGGAUGGAGCGAUGUUCACCAGCCAGAACUUUAGAUUCAACGCCAUCAGGUGCUAAAGAAUCUAACGAUGACUCGAAUUCAGCAGGAGAUGCGGAAGAUGACGAUGAUAGUGGUGAUAUACAAGGAUUCAUACCAAUUCAAAUUGGUGGACAAUCACGCAUUCAAAAUGAAUUUGAAAUAUUAAAAUGGCUAGGUCGUGGAGCUUUUGGUGAUGUUUUAAAGGUGAAAAAUCGUCUUGAUGGUGGUUGUUAUGCAAUCAAACGUAUCCGAUUGAAUCCAAGUAAUAAACAAUUGAAUAAGAAAAUUACAAGAGAAGUUAAAUUGUUGUCGCGUUUAAAUCAUGAAAAUGUUGUACGAUAUUAUAAUUCAUGGAUUGAAAGUGCUAUUAUGGAAACAGCUGCAUCAGAUGAUAAAACAAGUCCCGAAACUGUUGACGAUGAAUCAAUGGAUGUACCCAAGAAAAAAACAAACAAUGAUUUGAAAGGUUUUGUAGAUGAAAUGGAAAAAUUACCAAUAAAUUGUGGCGUUGAAUGGUCUAUUAGUUAUGAAAGUAAAAGUAAAAUAAAUCAAUCAGUGGAACCAUCAGAGUCAAGUGAUGACGACGAAUCAAGUGAUGAUGAUGAUGAUGACGAUUGGAGUUGUUUUGGACCAACUACUACUGCAAGUGCAAAUGAUUCAUCGGAUGGAAUUGAAUUUGAAAAAGAGAAUAUUAGCAGUGGAAACGAUUUGGAACAAUCAAUUAAUUCAGAUUUAAAAGCAAAUCCAAAAACUGUUAACAUGACACCAGAGAAAAUUAAUAGCAGUCAAAAUGGUCGAGAAAUACAAUUUAUGUAUAUUCAAAUGGAAUUUUGUGAAAAAAGUACUUUACGAACAGCAAUUGAUAAAGGCUUAAACAAAGACGUUGACCGCGUGUGGAGAUUAUUUCGAGAAAUUGUAGAUGGUUUAAGUCAUAUUCAUCAACAGGGUAUGAUUCAUAGAGAUUUAAAACCUGUAAAUAUUUUUUUGGAUUCUAAUGAUCAUGUCAAAAUUGGUGAUUUCGGACUGGCUACAUCGAAUAUUAUUCCAAAUUCUAGAUUAGCUGGCAUAAAUAAAAGUUCACAAGGCACUAAUGAUGGUUAUUAUUCAAUGGAAAUACAAAUAACGAAUAGCGGUGCGCACGGUGAUGGAAGUUUAACAGGCAAAGUUGGAACAGCACUUUAUGUAGCGCCGGAAUUAAAUACAAAAGCCAGUAAAGCAAUUUAUAAUCAGAAAGUUGAUAUUUAUAGUUUAGGUAUCAUUUUGUUUGAAAUGGCCUAUGCACCUUUACCAACGGCAAUGGAACGUGUUCAAGUACUAGCAAAUUUACGUACCAAACAAAUUACAUUUCCGCCAGAUUUUUCCGAAAAUCAUUAUGCAAGAUAUGUUACUGUUAUUAGGUGGCUUUUGAAUCAUGAUCCCAGUCAACGACCAACAGCUCAAGAAUUGUUACAAUCUGAACACAUACCACCACCGCAAAUUGAAGAAAGUGAACUACAAGAUUUAUUACGAAGAACCCUUGCUAACACACAAAGUAAGGCCUACAGAUAUUUGAUAGCAUCAUGUUUUGAUCAAGAUGUAACACCAGCAGAAGACAUUACAUAUGAUAUGAAUAAUCCAAAGAAUACAGUACAAACGUUAGAUUUAGAUCAUCGAUCAUGUACUGCUAUUGAUAAAUCAUUAUCAUUAAUUGAAAAUGUAAAAGAAGUUGCGAUAAAAAUAUUUAAGUUACAUGGUGGUGAAUGUUUGUCAACGCCACUCUUACUACCUAAGUCUAAAUAUUAUGAUGGGAUUGAUUCGUGCGUUAAAAUGAUGACACGAUCUGGAAGUAUUGUUUCUAUUCCACAUGAUCUCAGGGUACCAUUUGCACGCUACGUUGCACGUAAUAGUAUAAACUUAUUUAAACGUUACUCAAUUGAACGUGUCUAUAGAGAACGUAAAAUCUUGGGUUUUCAACCACGUGAAUUAUAUGAAUGUGCAUUUGAUAUAAUUACACCCAAUUCUGGCAAUUUAAUUGCUGAAGCUGAAUUAUUAUCAAUUGUAUAUGAAUUAAUACAAGAAUUUCCAACGUUGCGUAGUAAAAACUUUUCGAUACGAUUAAAUCAUACAUCAUUAUUACGUGCUGUAUUAUUACAUAGCGGUAUUGAGAAAGAAAAACAUAACGAUAUUUAUUCAAUAUUAGCAGAUGCACGGGAUGGAAAAUUAUCCAAAUUUCAAGUACAAACACAUUUAAUUAGUUUAUGUUUAACUGAUCAAGCGAUGCUACAUGUUGUAUCAUUAAUGGAUUCGGAAAUGACAUUGAAAAAUGCAACAACACAUUUGCGUGGUUUAUUGAAACGUAAAGGUGAAGUUGGGAUCUUAGCGAAACAAGGUUUAAAUGAUUUAGAAACAAUUAUACAAAAUACCGAAAAUUUAGGAGUUAAGUGUAAUAUUGUAAUUGCACCAGGCCUUGUGUACAAUGUACAUCAAUACUCAGGAAUGAUGUGUCAAUUUGUUUGUGAAUUAAAAAAGAAACGUAGAAAAGGUGGUAUGGAAGUAUUAGCUGCUGGUGGACGUUAUGAUGCUAUGCUAAAUAAUUUUAGAUCAAUAUUAGGUCGAACAGGUAUGUUGUCACGUGAUGUACAUCAAUCUGGCGCUGGCAUUUCAAUAUCUUUAGAUAAACUAGUUCAAGCUUUACAAGAGGAACAACAUGAUACUGAUAAUAAUAAUAUUGAUGUGUUAGUCUGCGCGAUUGGUUCAAAACCAAUGAUCAAAGAAAAAUGUACGGUGUUAAGAGAUUUAUGGUCAGCUGGUAUACGAUGCAGUUUAAUAGAUACAAAUAGUUUGGAUGAGAUUGAAGAACAAAGUCGAGAAUUGAAUGUAACACAUAGCAUUAUUUUAAAAGAAAAUGAACAAGGUUCAGUAUUAAUACGCAGUUGGGAACGGGAUAGAUUUCAAGAACGUAAAGUGUCUACAUCUGAUAUUAUUGAAUUUAUGCAACGUUUAUUAAAAACAUGGAAUGAUUCAAAUUCUACAGAUUCCUCACUAGCCAAUAAUAUGUUAUCUAGAUCUGAAAGUCGUACAUCGUCCAUAAGCAGUAACAGUAAUGAUGUAUCACCGGCAAAUGUUUUACCGAACACAAUUGUACGAUUUAUUACCACUGAGAAAUUAGCAUCAAAUGCAAGACGAAGAUAUGAAAACCAAAUUAUGACACAAUUGAGUACAAAAUUACAACGAUUAUCAGGCCGUUGUCGUGUUGAAAUACUGGCAUUAAAUAUUGAAAGUGCUGUUAUUCGUACAAUGAUUUCGUACAUUGAUAUUGAAAUGGAGUCCAAUUCUAAUUAUCAAAAAAUGUUUUCUUCUAUAAUUGAAAAACAUCCAAGACAUAAAAAAUACCUGACAGAAAUUUGCGAUUAUUUAUAUGAAUUAAACUUAGAGAAGAAUCAUCAAAUAAUUGUUCUUUACAGUUUGAUUGAAUCAUAUUAUAAAAUGAUUUUAUGA